AAGUCUGUGGUUUUACAAACUUAUGCAAAGAGCAACAGCAAAUACACAGAACGCUAGUCUCUACCUACCAUACGUCAAGGCAAGCACCAUUAGUAUGGACAGAAUUCAGGCAGGAUGGGGACAGAGAGGUUAGAAAGGGUAACGUGAAACUGAACGAGGAGGCGUACAAGGUGAAGGAGAAGACAGGAACAAAAAGGACUACAGGUAGAGUAAGUUGCAUAGAUAAAUUAACUGAAGAGAUGGCUGUAGAGAUAAAGCAGAUGAAGUGCAGGAUGAGUUAAUGAGAAUAAUGGAAGACUGGAGACAGAUAUAAAGUUACAGGGAAUGCGGGUAUAGAACACUCAGGAGAGAAACUAUAAGGGUAAAAUGUAGAAGAGUAUUUCACAAAAAUCAUUCAAAGUUAGGCAUUACAUUUUGACUGAUUAAAAACAUCACUGAGGCAGCCAUAAAGACAAGGCAAUUCAAGAUCUGGAGCCAGUCCAAGGAUUCUGCUGAUAUACACCCUACUGGGUCUUCCUCUGGAUAUACCAUGAAAUGAUUCUCAAUAUUACAACUUACUACUCCAGGGUCACCGUAACAUCAAGGCGAUGCAUUUCCAUAAACCUUGCGAUCAGAUGCUGAAUAUCAAGGACAGAUCUGGACUCCAAAAUAGUGUCCUAAUAUAGAAUCAUGCCCCUGUGUCCUCCUCCUACGGCCCAGACUGAUGAUACACGUUUGCAAACCUUAAUGGGAGAACACAGUAUACAAGACGACAUGGACCUUGCUUGGCAGGAGGUCCUGUCAAUUGCUGAACUACAGGACCUGAGUGUGCAGAACAAUUCUGUAUAUGACACUGGUGGGUAUGAAACUCAAGCACCCAUAAUGCCAUAUCCUGGAUACGGGAUUUGCCAUUACCCAGAUGCAUUCGUGACUAACCCCAACCAUAACAUUCCAACGUAUGACCGUUCUUAUGCGGAUACAGUACCAGCUCAUCCUCAGCAUCUGCCAUCCUUACCAUUGGGCCCAGCAUUAGGGCCCACAGCUUACACAGGCAUGCUUAUCUCAUCCAGCAUGACUCAGAUUAGUGCACAUGGACAUUGCCCAACAAAGAAUAUACCUUCAAGUGGGCUGAUGUGUGCACCCAUCAUGGAGCAUACAUCCAUACCAGAUGGGGCUAUGACAAAAGUUCUGAGUUUGCACCAGCCAUGCAAGGGCCAAGAUGACUUUGAGUCAGAUUCAGGCUUGUCUUUGAAUUUUAGCGAUGGAGAGUCCAUGGAGUUGGAGAAUAUGGAAUCACAAAGACUGCGGACAGAAUAUUUAGAAAUGCUUCCACCACUGAACUUUCAAGAUCAGUAUGGGUUGGCCCAGACUAUCACACAACCAUACAUGAGUCAAAUAUCUGAAACGCAUUCAUUUAAUUCAGCUCAAGACCUUGUGUGUACUCGGGAUGAAUUAAGAGCAGCAGCUAUGAAUAUUCCUUUUCCUACAGAAAGGAUUGUUAACCUGCCAGUGGAGGAUUUUAAUGAGCUUCUUUCUCACUAUACAUUGACAGAAGCGCAGAUGGCACUGGUCAGAGAUAUAAGGAGACGGGGCAAGAAUAAAGUAGCAGCUCAAAACUGCCGCAAACGUAAGAUGGAAAACAUUGCUGUCCUGGAGAAGGAGAUAGGGCAACUGAAAACAGAACGUGAAGGACUGAGAAGAGAACAAGAGGAGGUGGGAAAGUUAAUGGGAGAUCUGAAACAGAGUCUGGCACUUCUUCACCAAGAAGUAGUUAGUGUUUUAAGAGAUCAGGGAAACCAUCAUUACCAGCUGGAGGACUUUAUGCUCACUCAAGAAUCUGGCAGCACUCUGUGCCCCAUCCCUUUAACAGAAGAGACUAGAACACAAUACUGAGUACCUUAAAAAAAAGGUAGCUGCAAAGCCCCAUUCAAGAAUUAUAUGUGACAUUUUAUUUAACAAAGAAAGAGAAUCAGCGCCACCAGCAGCAAUGGAGUCUAUGUUAGCGGCAAAUAAUGCAAACAAUGUUUCAUAAAGCCACAAAACAGCUUUCAGAUAAGUAUGAAAAUUAUUAAACUGUACAAAAAAAAGUUGCAGCUGAAAUGUUUUUGGAUAUAGUCAUUUGUAACCUUGUAAAUAAAUCUGGAUUAAGAGC
Spea bombifrons (plains spadefoot toad) is the source of this 2131-nucleotide messenger RNA. It is a transcript of the gene NFE2, whose product is annotated as nuclear factor, erythroid 2. The record is from RefSeq and is a predicted model, not a curated record. The coding region runs from base 670 to 1872 and encodes 400 amino acids. Lineage: Eukaryota; Metazoa; Chordata; Amphibia; Anura; Pelobatidae. The transcript has 3 exons. Gene Ontology annotation, cellular component: nucleus. Gene Ontology annotation, biological process: regulation of transcription by RNA polymerase II. Gene Ontology annotation, molecular function: DNA-binding transcription factor activity, RNA polymerase II-specific; RNA polymerase II cis-regulatory region sequence-specific DNA binding.